AUGGGGACCCAAGGGUGGGGGUUUGGGGGCCAGGGGUCUGCCCAGGAGCAGGUCCGGGGAGCUGGGCCCAGGGGAAAACCAGGGGCUGGGUGUUUGGGGGUGUAUAGGAGCAGGGUCCAGGAGAUUCUAGCAGUGCCCAGGAUCAGGGUCCCAGGGGUGUCCGGGAGCAGGGCCGCCCUAACCGCUUCCCUCCUCCCCUCCCAUGGGCCGCCGCAGUCCGAGGAGCUGGGGGCCCGGCCGGAGCCGCACGUCGCCGCGCUGAGGCGAGCGCUGAGCGGAGACGUCCGAGCAUGGCUGUCUGCUGUCACCCAGAUCGAGCUGGAGCCCACCAUCGACAUCUCCUGCGCUCAAUACAAGUGUACCGAUGUCUUACUGUGCCACGACGAUGAGCUGGAGGGUCGGAGGAUUGCUUUCAUCCUGUACCUCGUGCCACCCUGGGAGAAAAGCGAUGGGGGGACACUGGACCUGUUCAGCACAGAUGAACACUUUCAGCCACAGAAAAUUAUCAAGUCAUUAAUGCCUUCGUGGAACACACUGGUUUUCUUUGAAGUGUCUCCAGUCUCUUUCCACCAGGUGUCAGAGAUCCUGUCGGAGGAGAAGUGCCGCCUGUCAGUGAGCGGCUGGUUUCACGGCCCACCAAUAGACAGACCUGCACCCUACAUUGAAGCUCCCUUGCCCAGGAGCCCACACGUCCCUUACGAUCAUGAAAUCUUGUAUGAGUGGAUCAAUCUAGUUUAUUUGGACAUGGACUCCCAAGCUCAAAUCCAGGAGGAAUUCGAGGAGCGAUCAGAAAUUCUCCUGAAGGAUUUUCUUAAGAAAGAGAGAUUUCAACUACUGUGUGAAGCUUUGGAGAACAAAGACAUCCAGUGGAAUAGCCGGGGGCCUCCCAACAAAAGACUCUACGAGGCAGCAGAGGAAGACAGCCUCCCUGACAUCCUGAAGAAUUUCCUGCAGUUCUUACGCUCAGAGGCUUUGUUUUUACUGCUUUCCAACUUCACUGGCCUAAAGCUGCACUUCCUGGCGCCUUCCGAUGAGGAUGAAGAUGCUGGGGAAGGAAGAGCAGCAGAGAGCGCUGGGCACAGCAGUCCCGAACCCAAGCAGGAUGGGGCUGAACAACACGCUGAUGGCAGUGCCCAUCAGCCCGACCAGCCUGAUGACAUCCCCGAAGCACAAGACAGCGAGACGCAGAACGGCUCGAGUACCCCUGUGUGUGCAGGGGAGCUGCGACGCUGGACCAAUGGGCACUACACUCUAGUCCAUGAUGCUCAAGCAACUGAAUUUGCUCUCGACCUACUCUUCUUCUGCGGCUGUGAAGACUGGGAUCCAGAAUAUGGUGGCUUUACUUCCUACAUCGCUAAAGGUGAAGAUGAAGAGCUGUUGACAGUGAACCCAGAGGACAACUGCUUGGCCCUGGUAUAUAGAGACAAAGAAACUAUGAAGUUUGUGAAAUACAUCAAUCACCGCAGCUUGGCACGCCUGAAAAAGCAUCCAAACAGAAAAGGAUUUUGGGAUUUUUCAUUUGUCUAUUAUGAGUGAUGGUUGAGUGACCCUCGUCACACUGAAAAUAGUGAUGGUGGCUUUGGGCAGGUUUCUAUCCAAGCUGGGGCCUGCCUAAGCCCAGACAAACUUGGUUGAUGCUAACUUGAUCUCAUUGUAUGCAAGCUGUACCCUACAAAGAGGGUCCAGGUGACUUUUUUUAUUAACUGUAAGCACGGAAAUCCAGUCUCCUGACUUGGUUGUAACACGUGCUCUUCACUGCUUUUAAUGGUACAUGGAAGGGAGCAUCCCCAUGCAACUGGUAACUACUGCAUCACAGCUUUCCAGCUGUUCUCUCAUGGAAAUAGCAUGGUGGGAUGAGUCUCUCAUCUGUCAGGGUGAAAAUUACCACCAUGUAUGGCCCCAGGCUGAUGACUUUUAUUAAAAAAAUUUAAAAAAAAAUAAAAAAUGGGUCAGUUAAAUGCUUCAAA
Molecule: messenger RNA, 1967 nt
Organism: Oxyura jamaicensis (ruddy duck)
Lineage: Eukaryota; Metazoa; Chordata; Aves; Anseriformes; Anatidae
Gene: OGFOD1
Product: 2-oxoglutarate and iron dependent oxygenase domain containing 1
Exons: 11
Coding region: 1-1536 (511 amino acids)
Biological process (GO): peptidyl-proline hydroxylation; regulation of translational termination
Cellular component (GO): cytoplasm
Molecular function (GO): peptidyl-proline dioxygenase activity; L-ascorbic acid binding; iron ion binding
Source: RefSeq, a predicted model, not a curated record